Prunus persica (peach) is the source of this 1515-nucleotide messenger RNA. Its product is annotated as heavy metal-associated isoprenylated plant protein 7-like. The record is from RefSeq and is a predicted model, not a curated record. Lineage: Eukaryota; Viridiplantae; Streptophyta; Magnoliopsida; Rosales; Rosaceae. The coding region runs from base 191 to 1174 and encodes 327 amino acids. Gene Ontology annotation, molecular function: metal ion binding. The transcript has 5 exons.
UGAAAUAGCAGGAAGGAAAAAAAUUACAAGAAACUCGAAAGUUUAAUACACACACAAAGAGAGCCCAUUCUCUCUCUCUCUCUCUCUCUCUCUACACUUGCACACAUAAAGAGAAAGCUGAGCUCCACCCAAGACCAAGAGAGUGUGUUAAAACUAAAUCAGAGUAAAACUAGAAACCAAAACUAAACCAAUGGGGGAGGAGGAGAAAAAAAUGGAGGAGAAAAAGCCAGAGGAGGUGAAGAAGCCAGAGGCAGAGGAGAAGAAAGAAGAGAAGAAAGAAGAAGAGAAAAAGCCUGAAGCUGAGGAAAAGAAGGAAGAGAAGAAGGCUGAUGCUGCUCCUCCACUGCCACCGCCACCUCAAGAAAUUGUGCUCAAAGUUUAUAUGCAUUGUGAAGGCUGUGCUCGCAAGGUCAAGAGGCGUCUCAAAGGCUUUCAAGGGGUGGAAGAUGUGAGCACAGAUUGCAAGACUCACACGGUGGUUGUGAAGGGUGAGAAGGCUGAUCCAAUUAAGGUUCUUGAGAGAGUUCAGAGGAAGAGUCGUGGACAGGUUGAGCUUCUCUCUCCAAUCCCAAAGCCACCAGCUGAGGAGAAGAAGCCUGAAGAGAAAGAGCAACCCAAGCCAGAGGAAAAGAAAGAAGAGCCUGUGGUUAUCACAGUGGUGCUGAAGGUUCACAUGCAUUGUGAUGCUUGUGCACAAGAAAUCAAGAAACGCAUUCUGAGAAUGAAAGGAGUGGAAUCUGCUGAACCAGAUCUAAAGAGCUCAGAAGUGACAGUAAAGGGUGUGUUUGAUCCACCCCAGCUAGUAGAGUAUGUGCACAAAAGGACUGGGAAGCAUGCUUCCAUUGUGAAACAAGAACCAGAAAAGAAAGACAAAGAAGAAGCCAAAGAGGAGGAGAAAAAAGGUGGUGAAGAAGGUGACAAAGAUAAGAAAGGUAAAGAUGAAGAGGCAAAACCAGAAGAGAAGAAAGGUGAUGAAGCUCCACCUGCUGCUGCUGCUGCUCCUGAUGCUGCUGCUGCUGCAGAAGGAGGAGCUGCCACAGAAGAGACCAAGGUGGUGGAGCUCAUGAAGAAAAAUGAAUAUUAUUAUUACCCACCAAGGUAUGCCAUGGAGUUGUAUGCCUACCCACCUCAGAUCUUCAGUGAUGAGAACCCAAAUGCCUGCUCUGUUAUGUAAAAAAAUAGCAAUGCCAAGGGUAGAAUGGGGACAUGGGUUGAAAAAUGUUCAAUUACAAUAUGUUCUUGGCCUACUACUGCAUCUGCAUGUGCCCUUUGUGUUACUGUGUAGUUUCUUUCUUGCUCUGAACUUUCAUCUAUCUACAGAGAUGAGCUGUGGAAUUUUGUUAGGCUGCUGCUGCUGCUGCAUGUAUUUACCUUUUUAGUUGGUAACUUGUGUUAUAUAAAAUAUAUAAUAUAAAACAAUAAUAAUAACUAUAUCAUAGUAUAUAAUGACAUGUAAAUACAAAUCAUUGUGCUUUUAACCAAAUCUUUUAUCUGGCCCGGCCAGAUUUUGGAGUU